UAACUAAAACGACUGUCACAGUAACAUUUCAAAUACUAAGGCAUCUUUUACGUGGUUAAGAUUUUCACUACAGGGUCUACGAUUUCCUUAGCAUUCCAUGGAAUUAGAGGUUACUUCUGAAGGUUCAUUAUGAAAUGCAAUGCUUGCUGGAGGGAACUUGAAGGGCGAGCUAUCUCCACAACUUGUGGUCACCUGUUGUGCACAGAAGAUGCAAGCAAGAUCCUUAGCAAUGAUGGAGCAUGCCCCAUUCGUGAUCGAGUUCUUUCUAAAAGCCUCAUGAAACCUGUGGAUAUCAAUCCAAACGAUGAAUGGGUCAAUAUGGUUGGCCGGUAUAUCUCCUCAGAUAUUGCAUAUAGAAGUGUAAUGUUUUAUAUUGGACAAAAGGAACUGGAGAUGCAGUACAAGAUGAACAGAAUCGUGGCUCAAUGCCGACAGAAAUGUGAGGUUAUACAAGCAAAGUUCACCGAGAAACUGGAGCAGGUGCAUGCUGCAUACCAAAAAAUGGCCAAAAGAUGCCAGAUGAUGGAGCGAGAAAUGGAGAAUUUAUCCAAAGACAAACAAGAGCUACAGGAGAAGUUUGCUGAAAAAUCCAGGGCCAAGAGAGGACAUAUGGCCGGCAAAACAAGCUGCUCCAAUGGCAAUGGAAGCUGGGAACAGAGGAGCUGGAGCUCACUCCGCGUCUGGAAGUGGAGCUGGCAACCCCUCCAUGACUCUACGCAACUUCAUUUUGUCCCCAAUCAAACGACCUCAGCUCUCUCGUCGCCCUCAAAUGUUCACAUUGUGAGAUGGAAGCUAGUGAGGUGACAUUUGGUGGCCAAAAGGGCAGAUCAAUUCGCUGGCUUUAAGGUUCUUUCUUCUUUCUUUUGGUAGUUUUGUAGCCAUUUUUUUAUGAUAACACCGAACCUGUUCAUGAACCAUCUAAUAUUACGUAGAUUAACUUCCACCACUUAUAUACCCCGGAAAGAUAUGAUAUAAAUGUGGCUGUAAUGACUUGACAAAAUGGCAGUACAAUGCCAGAGUAGAAUUUCUA
Cucurbita moschata (crookneck pumpkin) is the source of this 1030-nucleotide messenger RNA. Its product is annotated as E3 ubiquitin-protein ligase CCNB1IP1 homolog. The transcript is spliced from 7 exons. Lineage: Eukaryota; Viridiplantae; Streptophyta; Magnoliopsida; Cucurbitales; Cucurbitaceae. Gene Ontology annotation, biological process: chiasma assembly. The record is from RefSeq and is a predicted model, not a curated record. The coding region runs from base 130 to 804 and encodes 224 amino acids.